Messenger RNA from Oryzias latipes (Japanese medaka), 5757 nucleotides. It is a transcript of the gene adcyap1r1a, whose product is annotated as adenylate cyclase activating polypeptide 1a (pituitary) receptor type I. The record is from RefSeq and is a predicted model, not a curated record. Gene Ontology annotation, cellular component: plasma membrane. Gene Ontology annotation, molecular function: vasoactive intestinal polypeptide receptor activity; peptide hormone binding; G protein-coupled peptide receptor activity. Gene Ontology annotation, biological process: adenylate cyclase-modulating G protein-coupled receptor signaling pathway; cell surface receptor signaling pathway. Lineage: Eukaryota; Metazoa; Chordata; Actinopteri; Beloniformes; Adrianichthyidae.
AUGGAUGGAUGAUGGAUGGAUGGAUGGAUGGAUGGAUGGAUGGAUGGAUGCAUAUCCAACAUCACUUCAUGCCAAAUAACUUUGGGUUGAGAUAAUUGACAAUCCUCAUCAUCCAACCAGUGAUGUCCGAUAAUACCUACUUUUAUCUGGUUUACUUUGAAAACAAAAGUAAAUUCUAAAAAUCAAACUGAAGUGAUAAAAAAGCAACGGAAGAAGCCGUCACUUCAGGGCCACCGUGGACGUUUCUAGUCAUGACGCUGUUCUUAUUUCAGAUUGUUUUGUUUUUGGCAUUUUUAACAGAAUGAAAACUGACCUAAACAUUUCCUAUACAAGAAGAAGAUAAUUACUUCCUCAUUAAAGCUAUUUUCUGUUAGUAUUUUUUAUUUUAUUUCAGCAUACCCCUGAAGAAACCACAGUGUCAAAUUUGGCUGCUUUAUUAUUGUUAUUAUUGAUAAUGUUUAUUCAUUUAUACCCGAAAUAAACAAACCAAAGUCUUAUUUGUUACAGGAAAUCAGGACGACCCAACUGCAGGAAAAAAGAGGCAAAGUGGAGUGAGGAGAAUAAUUUAAUUGAACAAAAGGCACCACUCCAACACAGCGACACGGGCCUUUAGCAAAGCCGAGAACAUUAAGAGCCAAACAGAAAACCACACUGCGACAGAGAGCACAGAACCAGGGGAGCUUCAAUAGAACACAACAAAUGAACUAAAGUGCAGGCAGCUGUGCGCCACUUCAGGUACUGACAGGUGAAGGGGGCGGAGCCCCCCAGGAGCCACAGCCAACCUGCGCAAGAAACAAAGGAGUGAGAAUAAAAAACUAAAGGAAACUGACAGACUGUGUCAUUAUUACCUUUAAAAACCCAGAAGAAAAGGAUUCUUGUGUUUUCUGGGGUUACUGUAAGCAUGUUCCUGGAUGUGGGACAACCUGACCUGCUGGCAGGCGGCUAACGUGGGCGAGGUCGUGGUGGUCAACUGUCCUGAAUUCAUUCACGACUACAUCGGCCCAGACGAAGAAAUGGGGAGGGUCAGCCGGAACUGCACCGAGUUUGGCUGGUCUGAGCCUUUCCCUCACUACGUGGACGUUUGUUUCCUCUAUGACAACACCACCAAACCUGACAUGUACUAUGCAUCGGUUAAAGCUCUGUACACGGUUGGAUACAGCACUUCUCUGGUCUCCCUGACCACAGCUAUGGCCAUUCUCUGCAGGUUCAGGAAGCUCCACUGCACCAGAAACUUCAUCCACAUGAAUCUCUUCGUGUCCUUCAUCCUGAGAGCCGUUUCGGUCUUCAUCAAGGACGGCGUGCUGUAUGCUCAGGAGGACAGCGACCACUGCUUCACGCACACGGUGGCAUGUAAAGCAGUAAUGUUUUUUUUUCAUUACUGCGUGAUGUCCAACUACUUCUGGCUGUUCAUCGAGGGUCUAUAUCUCUUCACGCUGCUGGUGGAAACCUUUUUUCCUGAGAGGCGCUACUUCUACUGGUACACGAUUGUAGGAUGGGGAACUCCCACUAUCUGUGUGACCGUGUGGGCGGUUCUGAGGCUUCACUUUCAUGACACCGGAUGUUGGGAUACAAAUGAGCACACUGCCCUCUGGUGGGUGAUCAAAGGACCUGUGGUAGCCUCCAUAAUGAUCAAUUUUGUCCUCUUCAUUGGAAUCAUCGUCAUCCUGGUGCAGAAGCUGCAGUCACCUGACAUCGGAGGAAACGAAUCCAGCAUUUACCUCAGCUGUGCUCAGAAAUGCUUCAGUGAGCCCACACAGGCUGUUCAGCAUUCGUGCAGGAUGUCAGAGUUAUCCAACAUCACACUGCGUCUCGCGCGUUCCACGCUGCUCCUAAUCCCGCUGUUCGGGAUUCACUACACCGUGUUCGCUUUCUCACCGGAGGACGUCAGCAAGAGGGAGCGGCUGGUCUUUGAGCUGGGGCUCGGCUCCUUCCAGGGUUUUGUGGUCGCUGUGCUCUACUGCUUCCUCAACGGAGAGGUCCAGUCGGAGAUCAAGAGGAAAUGGCGCAGCUGGACGGUGAACCGGUACUUUUCUGUGGACCUGAAGCAGCAGAGGCACCCCUCGUUGGCGAGCAGCGGCGUGAACGGCGGCACUCAGCUCUCCAUCCUCAGCAAGAGCAGCUCCCAGAUCCGCAUGUCCAGCCCGCUGGCGGAGAGCGCCAACAUCAGCCUCCCGACCUGAACGUCUGAUGGCCCCAGUCGACUCUAAGGUGCCGCUCCAGACCAACCAGGGCAGACCAAAGUGGCCCCGCCCACUGCGUUAUUUUAUACUUUAGUCUUUAAAAAAGUCAAGCAUUUUCCUAAAAGCUGCCGAGCUGGCUUUUUAUUUCAGACAAGAAUUAGAAAAGUUUAACUUUAAAUAGGUUUUUGGGUUAAAGAUGAAGCUUUAAAAGGUUCUAAUAAACCCCCUUUUGAAAAAGUUGAUGCCAUAAAUAACAUAAAAAUAGCUUAAGGAUAAAAAAUGGGGGCCAAAUUUGACUGUGGGUGUAAAGUAAAUGUGCUUAAAGUGCCAUACUUGUUUAAAAAAGAGAAAGAAAAGAAAAGUACCAGCCAAAUCGUCUUCGCCUUGCCUGUACAAAUGCGCAUUGUUUAAAUGUUUCAUCUUGAAGUUUUUUCUACUUUCAGCCUGAGUACAGAGUAUGUCAAAGUACAUUUAUACAUAUAAGGAAACAGAGCUCAUGGAUUGUGUAAAUAUUUUUGGUGUUUAGAUCAGUAAGUCUCUCUAACAUUGUAUUUCAAAAACUUUGGCCUUUUUAAAACAAAAGGAACUGGAGCCCAAAUCUGUAGACUUCAUUGUGUAUUCUGGGGGCCGACGCUUCGUUUGUUCUAUUAAUUCAAGAAAAACCCCAAAAAUCCCCCAAAUUUGAAAUGAUAUUUUGCCCAAACGACAGGAGUUGUCAAAUGCUGGUGAGGAAUUUUAAAACUGUGAAAACCUGUGCCAUUCACUGGGUGCUUCUCAUUUUCAUAGCUUCUCAUAGUACCGCACGUGCACACAGCGUGCACACAGCGUGGUGCACACACCGUGCACACACCGUGCACACACCGUGCACACACCGUGCACAUCUUGAGCUCCAGCCAGUCGUGCCGCAUGAAACAGCUCCUGGAGAUCCUCCAGCUCUCAUUCUCCAAAGUGCCUAGUCAGUCAUAAUUUAAAGAAAGAAGAAAAAAAGAAAACUGUUUCAUUUACAGAGUAUCAAAUCUGAGGUGUCUUUUCUUUCAUGCAAAGAAAACGUGUAUUUAAAAAAGAAAUUACAUAAGAUCAGCCUGGUGUUUUUUUUAUUUUUUUUUAUGAUGCACCAAUAAUGUGAAUGUUUUUGUUAAAUUGUGCCAUUUCUGUGCUGAUGAGCUGAAUCACAAAAGUGAAAAUGCAAAAAGAACUUUAUUCAGAUGUAAGGAAUUCAGCCCUACAUGCAUUCACGGCUUGGGAGCAGAAACGCUUUAAUUCUCCAGCUCUUGACAAUCGCAGAAAGCUUUUCUCAUCCUUCUUUGUGUACUUCAUGCAGAAACGGCUAACAUGUACAGAUGGAGACCGGAACGUGCUGGAUCACACGACGUAACGCCAAGUUAUCACGUUUAUUAUUUUUUGAAGCUGCUAUCAGCAAGGAAUGUAGGGAGGCAGGAGUUCUAAAAAGUGAAUUGUCUGAAAUCAAAUGACGAUUAUUUAUGUACUUUCUUUAAAUAUGCGCCCGUACAGAUUUUGUCUGUACAUCAGUGCUCUGUGGAUGAGUAUUACACUAAAUAAUGUUGAUGUUACAGAUGUUAGGGAAGACCUGGAAGGAAUAUGAGGCCAGAAGGGCUAUUUUGGGGGGAAAUUAGGGGAACCACAAGUGAAGGUUUUGACGAAAAAGCUAUUAAAAAAAAAAAACGUAUGUGAUUAAAAAAAACAUAGUUAUAAAGCUUGUGUGUUUCCUUAAAAAAAGAUGGCUCCAGGAUGUAUAAGAUGGAGACAAAAUGUGAAAAAUAGGAGUUAAAACUCUCCAGCAAUUCCUUUGAUCACCACAAGGUGGAAGCAAAGCUAAACUUAAAUUAUGAUUCUCUUUUUUAAUGCCAAAUAAUUAAAAAGUCAUACUGUUAUUUGUUUACAUUUUGCAUUGUGAAAAUCCCUAUUUGGUUAUUUAAAUGUGUUAUGUUGUUGAUAUUUCUGAACUUUUUACUCAUUAACCUAUAAUUUUAAGUCUUAAAUGCUGCUUUUAUUUAAGACCUUAAUAAAUAAACGUUUUAAACUUUAAUUGCACUUUUUAAGCACUUAAGUGAAAUAUUCACUGUAAAUUUGAGGUCAUUUUUCCUUCAGAUGUUGAUGUAAACAUGUAUUUCUCUUGAAUAGCUUUAAUAUAAACCACGAAAAGGGGGAAAAAAUAAAAAUAAAAUGUUAAAUUGGUCAACAUUUAAAAGAAAAACGUUUGCCAGAAAAAACGACUUUAAGUCCUCCUCUGGUUGUCUAAUGUAAUGUUUGCUGAUUGAUAUGAUACCAUAUUUCAUGAUUAUUCUGGGAUGUUGUAAUUCUACCAACGUCUUGAUCUUAUUUUGCACUUUCUUCAUUAUUCACAUCACAGAAAAGCCACUGUUUUCUGUUUGUUUUUCUGAAGCAUCAUAGCUCCAAUUUCCUGAGGUAAUACGAACAUUAUUGUUGUUGGAAAUGACUUAAAAGCAACUUAAUCUGCUAAAGCUGCCCUGAUUUUUGACUAAAUGGAAAUGUAACAUGGGUUAAAUUGAUCAAUAAAAACUAUAAAAUUGUUUUAAUAAUAACUAAAGUAAAAAAAAAAACUGGAACUCCCAACAAAAAUAACAGAAGACAUUUUUCCUUUGAUCAAAUUUUCUAAAAAGCAGAUGAUGAAAUGUCAUUACAGCGGCCUUUAAUGUCCUUUUUUGCUGUGUAAACAAAGAAAAUGCUUGUUGAUGAAUAUUGAUUAUCAAAGAGUCUAAAGACUUUUUUUUUUCUCAGUUUCCAAGUCGAUCAAGUUCAUCUACAUUGGAUUCACACUUAAGUGUUCAUAUCUGAAAUGCAGACGUGUGAAGGAACGGGUUAAAACAAACAUUUAUUGAUCAGUCAAUAACAAAUCCAUUCAUAGAUCGGGGAGGCUGUAAAUAGAGGUGGAUCUAAAGACGCCGUUGGUCCUGGCGGUGACUCGUGUUCCAUCAAUGAUGAGGAUGUUUGUGUGUUUCAGACGCACUUUUGACUCUCAUUUCAUAACCUUGCUUGAAAACAAACGCGCUGAUUCCACUACUUGGAGUAGCAACAUCCUGUACGGUCACUGGUGUGGUGUUUGGAUGAAACCGUUCAAUUCUGUCCAGCUGUGACUCCAGAACCGUCAGAACUUCUGUGCCGCAGACUCUCCGGCCCGCUUUUUUGGCUCUUGAGGCAUCUUGUGUGUGAGAGUUUUGCUGAUGAAUUCCUGAAUGUAAAAUUAUUGUAAUUUUGCUGCUCUUAAGUGUUGCCUGCUCUCACUAUGCCCUGGUGUACAAAUGAUGUCCUUUUCUUUAUCAUUGAUAUGAACAUAGUCUAUAUUUUUGGCAUAAAAGUUGGUCAAGACAAAUGAAGUUUGUGACAGUGUUUUUUGUACAUUUGUUAAUGUGCCAGUUUUCAGAGUGUGUGAGUGGAGUGAGUGCACUCUGUGUGCAUGUCAAUGUAAUACAGAGUGAAGGUAAUGUAUAAGUAUAUGCUCCAUCAGUGACGGUGCGUCGUGUGCUAGCAUCCUGAUGUCCAACAUCAUGUCUCUGUGAAUAAACUGACUGCAAAAUAAAGCUGUGCUACAAAAAGA